Striga hermonthica is the source of this 966-nucleotide messenger RNA. The record is from the annotation of a GenBank genome assembly. Lineage: Eukaryota; Viridiplantae; Streptophyta; Magnoliopsida; Lamiales; Orobanchaceae.
AUGAAUCUGGUCAACGCCGCCCUUGACUUUUUCAUGCCGCCGGCUAGCUUGCUGAUGCUGGCCUUUGCAUGGCCGACUCUGUUUUUGGUCAACGCCGGCGAGAGGAUUUACAAGAGUUACUACGACAGUGAAAACAUGGACAACAAAGUGGUGCUCAUCACUGGUGCCUCCUCUGGCAUUGGAGAGGAAGAAGAAUGUAGGAGAUUCGUAAAUGAGACAAUCAGCUAUUUCGGACGUUUGGAUCAUCUAGUGAAUACUGUGAGUCUAGGGCACACCUUCUACUUCGAGGAAGCUAAUGAUUCGAGCGUGUUCCCCAUUUUAAUGGAUAUAAAUUUCUGGGGCAAUGUGUACCCGACUUAUGUGGCGCUACCUUAUUUGCGGGAGAGUAAUGGGCGUAUCAUAGUGAAUGCUUCAGUCGAGAACUGGUUGCCCCUUCCUAGGAUGAGCUUGUACUCUGCUGCGAAAUCGGCACUGAUGAACUUUUACGAGACGUUGAGGUUUGAGGUGAAAGACGAGGUCGGGAUAACUGUAGCAACCCAUGGUUGGAUCGGAACUGAGAUUGCUGGCGGCAAGUUUAUGGUCGAAGAAGGUGCUGAGAUGCAGUGGAAAGAGGAACGGGAAGUACACGUGUCGGGUGGCGCGGUGGACGAGUUUGCGAAGCUGAUAGUGGCGGGGGCAUGCAGGGGGGACCCGUACGUGAAGUACCCGAGCUGGUACGACAUAUUCUUCAUGUAUCGAGUUUUUGCUCCGAAAGUUCUCUACUGGACUUUCCGGUUCCUCCUAACUAACGGCGGUGUGAAAAGAGCGACUUCGUAUAUUGGCACCGGGCGGCCGCUCAUAGAGGCGGCUGACGCCGCCUCUCCUCCCCGGAAACAACUCUAUCUGGAGGCGGCAUCUCCGCCUGGGAGCUUCUAUGGGAGCCCACCGACUUCCUCACAAGGGGCUUACCAGAGGAAAUUGGAGUAA